Striga hermonthica is the source of this 1977-nucleotide messenger RNA. The record is from the annotation of a GenBank genome assembly. NCBI's taxonomy places the organism in Eukaryota, Viridiplantae, Streptophyta, Magnoliopsida, Lamiales, Orobanchaceae.
AUGGCCCCGACGAAGUCUGAGCCCACUGCAGUAAAAUCAAGCCGGAGCUCAAACCCGGCUAGAAAAGUGCGAAUAAUCGGGAAAAUUAGGGGUUUUACGGACAGCGAAUCUGAAACUCACAGCUCAGAUUCAAACCCAUGGAUCACCAUCGAGAAAUUGAAGGAAGACGUCCCUGCUGGAAAAUCGACGGUAUUUCUCGAGAGUCAGUCCGCCAGCAGGAAAGAUGGGUACGACCUGGACCAUUGCUAUGAUAAACAUGAUGACCUCGGCCAUAUAUACUCCAGAGAGAUACAACCCAUGAUUUCAGACGUUUUUAAUGGCCGAAAUGCAUCAGUUAUUGCUGUAGGGGCAAAAGGGAGUGGCAAAACUCACAGCAUCCAGGGGACUCAAGGGAAACCUGGUUUGGCCAUGAUGGCAAUGGCCGAAAUCCUUUCGAAGGCAGAGGAGCUGGGAAAGUCGGUUUCUGUAUCUCUAUACGAGCUGACACAAGAACACGCUAAAGAUCUUUUAAAUCCCGAACAUCCUACUAUCCAAGUUUUGGAAGACGCUUGGGGAAAAAUCAACCUUAAAGGACUUUCUCAGGUCCCGGUCAAAUCUAUGUCAGAAUUUCAAGAUAUAUACCUCAGUCAGGGAAAUUUACUCAAUGCUCAGAAGUUACCAUCCGAUCAUCCACGCAACAAGGGCUUGAUGGUGCAUAUAUUAUCUGAAGAUGACAAACUGAAAGCCGCCAACAAGAUUAAUUUUGUUGAUUUAGCAGGGUAUGAGGAUCCUCGAAAAAGUAGCAGAGAUGGGGUCACGCCCAAUGACAACAGUAGGAAAAACAAAUUGUUGUUUGCUUUACUUAGUGUUGUCAAUGCAAUUAACUCAAGCGAAGUUCGAGUGCCGUAUCGAGAAAGCAAACUCACUCGAAUAUUGCAAGACUCGCUUGGUGGAACAAGCCAUGUUUUGCUGCUUGUUUGCUUGAAACCUUGCUUUUGCCAAGACUCUCUUAGUUUCAUAAGUUUAGUCUCUCGGACAUGUCGAAACGUUAAGCAAGUAUUGACUGAUUCUACCAAUAGAAGUCAAAGUUCAGUCAAAGUGAAGAUGCUUUCUUCACUAGAAAGUGGAAAAGCAAUGUCUACUUCAUGUAGUGUGAAAAGGCAGGUUGGCAAUAGUCGGUUUCUGUCUGCAAAGAAGGCUAGUGGCUCUGUUAAGGGAAGGAAACUCUUUGAUGAAGUCAAGAAGGUCAAUCAUUAUAAGAACCAGUUGAAAUGCCAGUCUGAAGAGGUUUCAACUCAAAAGUCCAAAAUUCUUCCAGACCUUGCUUUGGCUGUUACCCCAUUUUCAUUAGAAGAGGCCCAUACAUCCAAUUCAGAAUGUUGUUCGACUGUGGAGCCUAAUGAAAAUGUAAAUAUUGAAGAACCCGAAUAUCAGUCUAAGUCCAAGUUGCAAGACACAUUGUUGUCAAAUGGUCCAAAUGAUAUGCUCAAAACGAACUCUUCUCCUCAAGGUGGAGCUACUCAGGCCGGGACUAAUCUGAAUUCAGGAACAAAGACAAUGGAAGCAGAUAUCAUCACGUGUGAAGGUGGCAACUCGUCACGCAAGAAAGAUGAUGGGUCCCCACCACUCAGCGAAAGAAUUAAGGAAAUAUCUAACAAUCUAAAAUCUUUAUGCGCAUCAUCAACACCAUUGAUGGUCAAUACACAAGAGAGUGUGAUUGCACCCCACAACAAUCAAGCCGUUCACUUCGAGAUUAUGGAACCAAAAACUCCUGCUAUGAAACAUUGCAUUGCAAGAUUAGGCAGUCCCCAAGGCACUUUUAGUAACCGAAGUUCGGGCAUGAAGGGCAUUGGAGAUAAAAGAGCUACAUAUAUUCUUGAUCUUCGUGAGGAAUCUCCUGAACCAUUCAAGACUCUUGAUGACUUGGAGAAUAUUGGCCUUUCAGCAAAACAGAUCAAAGGGAUGAUGAAAAAGGUGGCUGGAGAUCUUUUCAAUUAG